Messenger RNA from Plasmodium vivax (malaria parasite P. vivax), 2937 nucleotides. RefSeq lists its product as hypothetical. Bases 1 to 2937 code for a protein of 978 amino acids. NCBI's taxonomy places the organism in Eukaryota, Apicomplexa, Aconoidasida, Haemosporida, Plasmodiidae. The transcript has a single exon. The record is from RefSeq and is a predicted model, not a curated record.
AUGAAAAAUGUAACGCGGCUGUGUGUGUGGCUUCUCAUCCUGGCCAGCUGGGCAGCCGUUCGCUGCAGGCGGGUUUGCGAGCGAGCGGUAGGGGGCAAUUACAGUGGGGCUGCGAGCUUGUCCAGCGGCCUGUCCAGCGGCCCGUCAAGCGGCCUGCCAAACCACUACAGACGGGAGACAAACAGGGGGAAUCUCCUUUUCCUCAAAAAUAAGUUAAAAGAAAUUUGGGACAGCUUUACUGCCGGGGGGGGCCACCACACCAAUGAGCCAUCCAAGGAGAAGCAAAACAGUUUCAACUUGAAAAAGGCUUUCCACAGCUUUGCUCCGAAGGGUGAAAACGAAAUCGUCAGCAGAGUCGUGGUCCGAAACAGCACUGUGAUUAGCCCCACCCUCCUUGCCAAGUUACUCUCCAGAGAGAAAAUAAAAACCAUUCGGCACAAAGACAUUGAUAGGGUUGUUAAAAUUGUUUCGGACUUUUACAGCAAAUCCAAUUACCUCUUCUCGCGUGUCCUUCGACACGAAGUCGUCGAGGAGGGGGGCCAGGACGUGUUGGUCAUCUACGUGGAGGAGUUGAUUCUGGGCCGGGGGGCCGUCCAGAUCCGGGUGCUCCGCCCGGCAGGAAAAGCGGCAGAAACAGCCAGACCAACGACUACUCCAACUGCCACUCCACCCACUUCGCCUACCACUUCGCCUACCACUUCGCCUACCGCUCCCCCCCCAGGGGAACUCCUCUUCGAGCGCAAGGGCUCCGCCGGGGGCGUGGCCGGCGCCGCGCCGAGCCCCGAUGACCUGCAGAGGCCCGAGGCCGCGCCCAACAAGCUGCGCAAGUUCCUCGAGCAAAAAAUGAACAUCAAGGAGGGCAGCAUCUUCGUGUGGGACCAAGCCACGUUCGACCUGCUACUCAAAUCGAAUCUAUUCUCUUACGUACACGUGAAGCUGCUUCACAACAAGCAGGAAAGGAAGCACCUACUACAAGUGGACCUAGUGGAAAGUAAAAGGUUUUCAUUCGUCCCAUCCAUAUCAAAGGGAUUUAACUCUCUCUUGGAUUUAUGCGUUAAUGUUACGCUUGGCUACCUGCACAGCAUUAACUAUGGGGACAAAUUCAGGUUGAAGCUUUUUAAAAAUCUCAGUUACAAAGAGAAUAAGCAUGACUACGACGUAGUCUUCGUAAACGACAUCAUAGAAUUGGAGAAGCUGCGGAGCAACGCACAUGCGUAUUUCCUUUUCGGGGCCAACGUCAACCAGGCGUUUAAGAAGGAGCUAGACGGAUCGGCCCUCACCGAGUGUGUGAAAAUUAUGAACAGGCAAGGUGAAAAUGGGGGGAAAAGGGGGAGCCAAAAUGCGCACGGGGGGGUUAUAAAUCCGGGGCAACUCCUAGAGAAGCAUCUUCCUGGUCAGCGCGAUUCGCUCCCCCGAGGCCCCCCCCCGCAGCGGAAGAACAUCUACAGCUACCUGCACCGGGGGAAGGUCUUCCUUUUCGCCAUCAGGAAAAUCCGCAGCACCGUUUUGGAGAUCAAACUGAAGGCGAAGAAGGAGCUCUUUCACAAUUUUCUCUACUUCUUGGGGGUGGGAAAUGAUUACUCGGAGGGGAGUUCCCAAGAGGGAAGGCUCCACCCCCUCCGCCUCCUCCCCUUUUGGAGGAACCCAAGCAACAGCCAAGUGCUAUCAAACCAGCUAUACAACAUUUACGGGUCAAAACUGAAACUGUCCGGCUGCCUAAACGUUUAUUCCUCCAGCUGGUUUGAAAAAGCAAAAUGCAUGAAGUCUUUCUUCAACGUGAAGAAUAAGGUGGACUUGGUUUUCUACUUCAGCACGGAUAGGAAGUUUCGCCUGGAGGGGGGAAGUCCCCAUGUGGGGAGAGGUUCAGGGGGCACACCCGAUCUGAGGUCAACCAUGCUGUCCUUUCUUAAGGAGGCCAACAAGAGGGGGGGGGGCUUCCUCUCCAUUGGCAAGAUAAAAAACGCGUACCUAAACUACACCCUUUCCUGUCAGAAGAAUUACAAAUUGAAUCUGUUUGACCUCUUAUGUAGACUCAAACGGGUGUUCACCUACCGGGGGGGGGGAAGUUCAAGCCAAGAGGUGAAACCGCCUACCACUGGGGAAGAGACCCCCCUCGUACUGGUCCCCCUGUAUAAGUGCAAACUAAUCAUGAACGAUGCUCACCUUUUACUAAACGUGGCCUUUUUUUUCAAAAGGAAUUUAUGGGAUUCACAGCAGGGUUGUAACAUCCCCUUUACUUGGGCGUCAGGAGGAGAGAGGCAUGGAAAGGGUCCCUGGUCGUACUACCACCAAGUGAAAGAGCUCCUCCGUGGGGUUACGGCCAAAAGUAGGAAGAGGGAUGGCCCCAAUUUUGAAGAAGACUUAACGCGGAUCACUCUUCCGAGCGGCGAUUCACCAACGGGGAGUAGCCCCCCCAGCAGCAGUAGCAGCGGCAGCAGCAGCAGCAGCACGACGUAUAACAUAUGCAGUGUCAACCUGAACGACGCCCAGAAGGAGGAGCAAAAUAAGGUGAGCCUCUCGGUGAACUCCAAACUGAUACUGCCCGUGCUGUUUGAGAAUUACUUCCUCAACCUGAUGGACUUGCGGCUCUACCUCUUCCUCAACUGCAGCCUCUUCGGCACAGGCGGUGGUAGCAGCAGUCAUAGCAGUCAUGGCAGUCAUAGCAGUCAUGGCAGUCAUAGCAGUCAUGGCAGCCAUAGUGGUAGUGGUGAUGGUGCUGCCCGGGGGGAGGACGGCCGAAAGAGCGCCCUCUACAACUACCUCAAACUGUCCUUCCUCAAGAGCAAGCGGAAGAUGCACCACUCGGCCUGCGGCUUCGGGCUCCUUCUGUCAAACGUCAACAUUUUUUUAAACUUCCCGAUUGGCCGCCGCUCUCUGCUCCCCUCGCUCGUUUUGCAGCUCGACGAAGGGGCCUCCCGGUUCGGGUACCUCUCCUGA